Messenger RNA from Baudoinia panamericana UAMH 10762, 1252 nucleotides. RefSeq lists its product as uncharacterized. Lineage: Eukaryota; Fungi; Ascomycota; Dothideomycetes; Mycosphaerellales; Teratosphaeriaceae. The transcript has 3 exons. The coding region runs from base 208 to 1107 and encodes 299 amino acids. The record is from RefSeq and is a predicted model, not a curated record.
GUCGACGGCCAUGCCAUCGAUGAUCGGCAUGGUAUGCAAUAGGUAGGUGAUGUCGUGCUUUUGCUGAUAACGAUCGGGGCGGCUAGUACGGGCGCGCUUGGCCUCACCUCAUCUCCUGGUCCCAACGUACAACGGGCAAGCAUUCUUCUCUUUGUAGUCUAUCCUGCACACUUCAGCACUCACCUUACCGGCUGUCAUUUUCCCAAGAUGCCUCAAGCACUCCACUCCGUGCCUUCACCAGGUGCGGUGGACAACAGCGCACACGAAAAUGUUAUCGACACUGGAUGUGCCGACCCGGAGAAGCAUCCCAUGUCAACCAAUACUCCGUUCUUUUCGCGUCGCAACAUUCUCGGACCGGUUGUCAAGGAUCAUGGCGAUGUGCCUCUACUAGUCUGCUGUUUCGUGACCGGUUUAGUAGACGCUGCAAGCUUUCGAAAUUUUGGCAUGUUCGUUGGCAUGCAGACUGGCAACACGGUCAUCUUGGGUCUGUCGACAGCCGGUCUUCCUGCAAACCCACACGCCUGGCUUACGACACUAAUCUCCAUCAUUACCUUCCUUAUUGGCGCAUUCCUUACCUUUCGCUCGUCAAAGUACAUCGCACCAGAGGGCCCAACGCGAAACCGCCUUUGGGCAAGUUCGCUCUUCAUGGGUCAAGCCUUGCUCAUCUUACUGUCUGCCGCUCUUGCUACCCCUCGCGGAUUGAUCCCCCAGCUUCCCGGAGGCACCAGCAGAUACAGCGAGGAUCCCACAGACGUCAUCCGAAACAUUCGAAUUGUCAGCUUGAUCCCGCCUUUGUCGUUCCAGAGCGGCAUGCAGAUUGCAUCCUCACGGCUUUUGGGCUUCAAUGAGCUUCCCGUGAACGUUAUCACGAGUACUUACUGCGACAUUAUGGGCGACUACAAACUACUCGCUCUUAACAACGUCCGUCGGAAUCGGCGUGUAGGCGCUGUUAUCUUACUACUGAUAGGUGCCAUCAUCAGUGGAUGGCUACUGAGGAGUGAAGGUGGUCUUAUGAGUGUGCUGUGGAUUGCAGGUGGCCUAAAGUUCGGGACUGCCAUAGCGAUGUUCUGCUUUAUGCCGGCUGUCAAAGAAGACUCGCCAAAAUAAAGUCCACGUUACACCACUAAAGAUGAUAGAGAUAGAAGACCGGUUGUCGUGUCGUGCUAGGCAGACCUGGCGAAGUGCACAAGGUCGACGUAAAACGCACUGACAAGGCGAAUCCUGCAGAGAUAAAGUCUCCGACAGCACCAUC